ACAAUAACAAUAGUUUUAUUGUUGGUUGGUCAAGCUUGACGAAAGUUUAUUUUCUAUUUAAUAAACCUAAAUAAUGUAUUCAUGUUUAUAGUAUAAGGCCACAACGGCAAUAAACCAAGAGAUAAAAUGGCAUUGUACGAGGGAAUCGCACUCAUCCAGGAAAAGCAAGCAGUGGUGCUCGAUCUCGGUUCAGAGUAUACGAAGUUUGGUUUCACGGGCGAGGCAGCACCUCGCUGCAUCAUACGCUCACAGUUCUGGAGUCCCGAGCUGCGCCGGUUCAAAAGAGUAUAUGACUAUGCCAAUGAAGAUGAGCUGUAUGACAACCUGGUGCACAUGCUGCAUCUACUCUACUUCAGGCAUGUGUUGGUGAACCCUAAAGAGAGGCGUGUGGUUGUGGCCGAGUCACUGCUGACUCCCACAGCUUUCCGUGAAACACUUGCCAAGGUGCUCUUCACACACUAUGAGGUGUCUGGCGUCGCAUGGGCCGACAGUCCGCGCCUGUGCGCUUUAACCCUGGGUGCACCCAUCGUGCUCGUCGUCGAGAUAGGCGCGCGCGAGGCCGAGGUCUGUGCAGUGGUCCAUGGGUCAGUGGUGCUAAAAGCACUGCAGGCAGCCCCGUUGGGUGCUUUAGCGGUGCGGGCCGAGCUUGCGUGCAUCCUCGACGAGGAUAACAAAACAGAAUUGAACCUGGACCCCACUGUGCUCGAAGAUAUUGCAGUGAAAACCUGCCUAGUCACGACGCGCGAUCGAGCUGUACAGUGGGCCUCCGGUUCCCCACCAACCCCAGCCAAGAGCGUGCGCUACCCGCUCCCCGCCGGCGGCGCCAUCACCGUGUCCGGCCGCGCGCGCGAGCUCAGCGCCGAGCCGCUGUUCCUGCGCGACAACGAGUACAGCUCGCUGCCCGACCUCCUUCUGCAGUGCAUCAUGCAGUGCCCCAUCGACGUGCGGCGCGCCCUAGCGGACAACAUUCUGGUGUGCGGCGGCGGCGCCGCGCUGCCCGGCCUGCGCGCGCGGCUCAAGGCCGAGCUGCAGCACGCGCUCACCGAGCCCGUCUACAGCGAACGGCUUCACCUGACGUCACUGAAGUUCCACACCGCGCCCGCGCACUGGAACUGCGUGUCGUGGCUGGGCGGCGCGCUGCUGCUGGCGGGCGCCGGCGCCGGCGCGGGCGCGGGCGAGGCGGCGCGCGCGGCGCCGCGCGAGGCCUUCCUGCGCGAGCGCCGCCUGCGCGACUGGGUGUGUCUGCUCGACAACACGCCGCCGCACCAUCCCGCCAGGGAACAUCACCAGAUCUAACGUGCCGUGCGCUCACACUAAAAUCAUGUUGUAUCAAAUAACACAAUGUCUUGUCUGACUGUCUACUAACAAUAAAUGCAAUAAUCACAUUUGAAAACUCAUGCAAUUAUUUAUCUUGUUCUCUUUUAAUAAGUUCUUGAACGGAUUUUCUCAUGCAAGUUCUGCAUUUACGCGUACUGCGUGCGAUAGAGAUAAGAAAUGGCGGGUCAAUGUACGAAAUUAUUCGUGCUUAACCAGUCCUACCUAAUGCACAUGUUUAAUUUAUGUGUAUCUAUUUAUGGAAUAAAAGAAUACAUUGUUUAACACGUCAA
Molecule: messenger RNA, 1607 nt
Organism: Cydia fagiglandana
Lineage: Eukaryota; Metazoa; Arthropoda; Insecta; Lepidoptera; Tortricidae
Gene: Arp10
Product: actin-related protein 10
Exons: 8
Coding region: 127-1296 (389 amino acids)
Biological process (GO): retrograde axonal transport of mitochondrion
Cellular component (GO): dynactin complex
Source: RefSeq, a predicted model, not a curated record